Messenger RNA from Linum tenue, 3157 nucleotides. The record is from the annotation of a GenBank genome assembly. NCBI's taxonomy places the organism in Eukaryota, Viridiplantae, Streptophyta, Magnoliopsida, Malpighiales, Linaceae.
GCCAACGACAGUAAUCAUGGUUACCAAUUCUCCCAGCCUGCCUCUCUCUCUCUCAUGGCCACCCUCUUCCCGAAAAGCACAAUUCCUUCAUUUGCCACAAUACUAAUGAUAAUUAAUCUCCAUCAAUGAAUUCGUUUUCACGCAGCCAAAUCCAACCAAAAUAGCGUUUUACAGAUAACGACGAUACGGCAAUCAAACCCAAGAAGAAGAAGAAGAAGAAGAAGAAGACAAGCAACGCGAGAGAGAGGCAGAGUUCUAUUAAUUUCCAUCUCUCUGAUCCUCCCAACUGAAUCGUACGGUGAAAACAGCCCUUUCCCUUUCCCUUUCCCUUUCCCUUUCCCAUCCUCAUCGUCGUUGUCGUCCUUGAGAAGCGUGCCGUCUGACCCACCACCGAAAAACAGAAAGGGGGAAAAGAAAAUUUCCGUCUUUGAGUGAUCUCCCCUGGAUUGGAGCCAAACAGAGCCUUAAUUCUUUGAGCUGCUGACGAGAGAGAGGAGAGGAAACAUGGAGGAAGCAGGAGGGGUGACGAGUGCUGCCCAGCGUCGCAUGAGGGCUAUUCGCGAUCACCUCACCGGAGAUUCUACGUCGUCGACGACGCAGCUGGUUCAGAGUCCCACCGCCGGCGAGUUUUUCUCAGAGCAGGGUUACAGUGCAGUCCUUCCAGAGAAACUGCAGACUGGCAAGUGGAAUGUUUACAGAUCUGCAAGGUCUCCUUUGAAGCUUGUAUCAAGAUUCCCUGAUCACCCCGAAAUCGGCACAUUGCAUGAUAACUUUGUGCACGCUGUCGAUACAUUUCGAGACUACAAGUACCUUGGGACGCGAAUUCGAGUCGAUGGAACUGUCGGAGAAUACAAAUGGAUGACAUUUGGAGAAGCAGGUACAGCAAGAACAGCUAUAGGGUCCGGCCUAAUGUAUCAUGGAAUCGAGAAGGGUGCUCGUGUCGGAUUGUACUUUAUCAACAGACCAGAAUGGCUUAUUGUUGACCAUGCCUGCUCUGCAUACUCUUAUGUAUCAGUUCCACUAUACGACACUCUUGGUCCGGAUGCUGUCAAGUACAUUGUAAAUCAUGCUGUUGUACAAGCCAUUUUCUGUGUGCCUGAAACCCUGAAUUCUUUGCUGAGCUUUCUGUCAGAGAUUCCAUCUGUUCGGGUUAUUGUGGUUGUUGGGGGGAUCGAUGAUCAAAUGCCAUCUCUUCCAUCAUCAACUGGCGUUCAGGUUGUAACCUAUUCAAAGCUGCUCACCCAGGGUCGCAGUAAUCUUCACCCUUUUUGCCCACCAAAACCAGAAGAUACUGCUACAAUCUGCUACACAAGUGGCACCACCGGGACACCGAAGGGGGCUGUACUGAGCCAUGAGAAUCUGAUUGCUAAUGUGGCUGGGGCCACGUUAACCACUAAGUUCUACCCAUCAGAUGUUUACAUAUCAUAUCUACCUUUGGCACACAUUUACGAGCGGGCGAAUCAGGUCAUGACGGCGUAUUUCGGAGUAGCUGUUGGAUUCUACCAGGGGGAUAACUUGAAACUGAUGGAUGAUCUGGCUGCACUUAGACCUACUAUAUUCUGCAGCGUCCCUCGGCUCUACAAUAGAAUAUAUGCCGGUAUUACUAACACUGUGAAGAGUUCUGGCGGACUAAGGGAGAGGCUAUUCAAUGCUGCAUACAAUGCCAAAAAGCAGGCCUUACAGAACGGAAAAAAUGCAUCUCCAAUGUGGGACAGAUUGGUGUUCAACAAGAUCCGUGAAAAACUUGGGGGACGAGUUCGGUAUGUUGUCUCAGGAGCUUCACCAUUAUCUCCUGAUGUCUUGGAGUUCAUGAAGAUCUGCUUUGGUGGAGAAGUUAUCGAAGGGUAUGGAAUGACAGAAACUUCAUGCGUCAUUACUGUCAUGGAUUUAGGUGACAACCAAGUGGGCCAUGUCGGCUCUCCUAAUCCAGCUUGUGAAGUGAAGCUUGAGGAUGUUCCAGAAAUGAACUACACUUCUCAGGAUCAGCCCUAUCCACGCGGCGAAAUAUGUGUGAGGGGUCCCAUCGUCUUCCAGGGCUAUUAUAAAGACGAAACUCAAACGAGAGAAGUGAUCGAUGGAGAAGGUUGGCUACACACUGGAGAUAUUGGAUUAUGGCUACCAGGAGGACGUCUGAAGAUCAUUGACAGAAAGAAGAACAUUUUCAAGCUAGCCCAAGGAGAGUACAUUGCUCCCGAGAAGAUAGAGAAUGUGUAUGCCAAGUGCAGAUUUGUUGCUCAAUGCUUCAUCUAUGGUGAUAGUUUCAACUCUUCUUUGGUAGCUGUUGUUGCUGUUGACCCAGAUGUGUUGAGAGAUUGGGCUGCCUCUCAGGGACUCAAGGUUAGACUUCAAAUAGGUUUCUCCUCCAAAUUCCCAUUUAGCAAAGACUGAUUCUUUGGUAUCAAUUUCAGCACAACGAUUUGGAGCAAAUAUGCAAUGAUCCAAGAACAAAAGCAACUGUAUUAGCGGAGAUGGAUGCUAUUGGUAGAGAAGCUCAGCUACGAGGGUUUGAGUUCGCGAAAGCUGUGACGUUGGUGGCAGAACCAUUUACAUUAGAGAAUGGACUGCUCACACCAACUUUUAAGAUAAAGAGAGCUCAAGCGAAGGCAUACUUCCAGAGUGCGAUAACAGAAAUGUACAAAGAGCUUGCUGCAUCUGAAACGCCUGCUAAGUCAGCAUUAUGACACUAUGCAGAAUCGAAAUCAAGAAUUAUAUGACCGAUUCUCAUGGAACGAAAUGUGCAUCGCCUGAGCCUUCUUUGAAACUACAGAAGUGAAAUCCAUUGGCAUAUUACUUUGUGCUUGGUCCUCUGGCUAUGGCCUGAGAAUAUAAGUGUCCAUUACUUGUUUAUUAUUGACAGAUCUCAUUAGAAGCUCUACAGUAUACAUACUGUAAAUUGAGGGAGAAUUGAAUGAUGGGCGGGUAGGAUGGAUGGAUGAAUGGUUGGUUGGUUGAAGCGUGCUAAACUUUCACUUCUGGUGGUGAGGGGCUGUUCUCCGCUGCCUUUCCUAGGCCAUCAGUUCAGUUUUUCCCUGUCAUAUUUUCAAUUUCAACUGUCUCAUACUGGCCUUUGUUUGUGCUCAUGCAUCGAAAAGUUCGUGGUCUGAAUCUUUACGGAACGAUAGAAGUGAAAUCAAUUGAUAUACAACUUUAUCCUUGA